Cladocopium goreaui is the source of this 660-nucleotide messenger RNA. NCBI's taxonomy places the organism in Eukaryota, Dinophyceae, Suessiales, Symbiodiniaceae. The record is from the annotation of a GenBank genome assembly.
AUGACCAAACAAUCGCGAAUGCGUGGCCUUGGUCUGGAACAUCGCUUUGUGUACCUGUUUGCAGACGAUGAAGAAGAGAUGCAGGAAGAUCUGGAAGAAGUUAGCUUUUGCCCAGCUCUUGACUACCUUCGUGGUUUAUGGGUGAAUGUGGCAUCUACACUUGGCCAGCGCGUGAAGGGAGAUACUUUAGAGCACAUGUCGCCUGAUUCUGUGGCUGCGAAGAUGUAUGAGGACUACAAGAAAGAAGUGCAAUGCUUGAGCCGUGAAUGUCCUUCAUUCUUGAAGCCAACGUUGAAGAAGCAUUACUUCACUGCAACCUCGCCAGCUCUGGUCUCACAUGUCUACAGUCAGAACUUGCAUGGCCGACUACAUUCUCAGUGGCACACGUUGAGAAGCCAAACAAUUCUGGCUCUACCAGCAUGGCUUUGGCAGCAGGUGUAUGGCCUCCACGUUCUUCGCAAUGAGAUCUCUUUGCCUCCUGAACUUCGAUGUGACCCUCCGGUGGCGCUGGUGGACCUGAAUCCAAAUCAAAAGCAUUCAGAAAAUCAAGCCAAGCCAGGGUCUUAUUUGUUUGUUUGUGCCAUAGCUCUGCUAACAUUUGUAUGCAAUUAUAUUCUGGCAAAAGAAUCGAAACAGUGUGAUGUGAUGAGAGGUUUAUAA